This is a messenger RNA of Anopheles coustani, 8357 nucleotides long. It is a transcript of the gene Ca-alpha1T, whose product is annotated as voltage-dependent T-type calcium channel subunit alpha-1G. NCBI's taxonomy places the organism in Eukaryota, Metazoa, Arthropoda, Insecta, Diptera, Culicidae. Gene Ontology annotation, biological process: neuronal action potential; membrane depolarization during action potential; sodium ion transmembrane transport. Gene Ontology annotation, molecular function: low voltage-gated calcium channel activity; voltage-gated sodium channel activity. The transcript is spliced from 25 exons. The coding region runs from base 1 to 7731 and encodes 2576 amino acids. Gene Ontology annotation, cellular component: plasma membrane; neuron projection; voltage-gated calcium channel complex. The record is from RefSeq and is a predicted model, not a curated record.
AUGAAGGUGGCCGCCAUGAGGAGCUCCGUGAAGGAUGGUUCCACGUACCAAAACCGUGAGCCAACCUCGCAGCACAGUGUCUUCACCGAUAAGGUGAACUACGGUGGCGUUAUCGACUCGUUGAACCUGAAGACCGACAAGGUUCACCAGCAUCGUCCGGGUGGUUCGCAGAAAGGGCGCCCGACGGGAAAACCGACGCCCGGUUCCAGCUCGAGCGAUGCCACCGACACCUCCGGGAGCAGCUGCAGCGAUGGGGACUCCUCGUCCUCGUCCUACGACGAGCCCAACCUGCCGUACCCGGGCUUCGCCGAGUUCUCGCUCAAAUAUCUCGCCCAGGAGACGAAGCCCCGCAUCUGGUGCCUGCAGCUCAUUACUAAUCCGUGGUUCGAGCGGAUUUCGAUGAUCGUAAUUUUGCUCAACUGCGUGACUCUGGGAAUGUACCAGCCAUGUGUGGACGAUGCCUGCGUGACGAAUCGCUGUAAGAUUUUGCAGAUCUUUGAUGACAUCAUUUUCGCGUUCUUCUCGCUCGAGAUGACGAUCAAAAUCGUGGCGAUGGGGGCGUGGGGCAAGGGCACCUAUCUCGCCGACUCCUGGAACCGGCUGGACUUCUUCAUCGUGCUGGCGGGCGCCCUCGAGUACUGUCUGCAGGUGGAAAACCUGAACCUCACCGCCAUCAGGACGAUUCGCGUUCUACGGCCGUUGCGUGCCAUCAACCGGAUUCCGAGCAUGCGGAUACUGGUGAUGCUCCUGCUGGACACACUCCCAAUGCUGGGCAAUGUGUUGCUGUUGUGUUUUUUCGUGUUCUUCAUCUUCGGCAUCGUCGGGGUGCAGCUGUGGGAGGGAAUCUUGCGCCAGCGGUGCGUCAUCAAGCUGCCGGACAACGUCUCGCCCCCGUCCUACCUCACGUCGUCCCCGCGUAACAUUUACUACCGUAUUGUUAACCAGAAAAAGAUAAAAACAGAUGUCUCGUUUUACUACGAGUUUUCCAAGGAGCAAGACUACAUCUGUUCCAAGCCCGAGGACUCCGGUAUGCACCUGUGUCAGAACCUUCCCCCGUAUCGAAUAGGACCACUCUUGUGCAAUGACAGUGCUUUGCCUUAUUCCGAAAAUGAACCUACAGCGACGGCGUGUGUUAACUGGAAUCAGUAUUAUACGAACUGUACGCAGCUUGGGAACAACCCCUUCCAAGGGACUAUAUCGUUCGACAAUAUCGGGCUUGCUUGGGUCGCUAUAUUUCUUGUUAUAUCUCUCGAAGGGUGGACAGACAUCAUGUACUACGUACAAGACGCACACAGUUUCUGGGAUUGGAUAUAUUUUGUGCUCUUGAUUGUGAUCGGUUCGUUCUUCAUGAUCAACCUCUGCCUCGUCGUUAUCGCGACACAGUUUUCCGAGACGAAAAAGCGCGAAAUGGAGCGCAUGCGACAGGAGCGGGCCAGGUUUACCUCGUCGUCAACGCUGGCGUCCAGCACCAACAACUCCGAGCCGACGACGUGCUACGCCGAGAUCGUCAAGUACAUCGCGCACCUCUACCGUCGACUCAAGCGCCGCAUCAUUAAGAAGUUACGAUUGUAUAAGUAUCACAUGCAACGGCGAAAGGAAGGACUCAUCCCAUGCACGCCGGAAACGAUUACGCUCUCACCGAACAAAAUCAAAGCACACCACCCAAAGUGUCCGCGAAUGAGUGCGAUGCUGGCGAACUCUUCGAUUACCAACUUGCAGCAAAAGACUGUCAAGCAGGACCAUCUGCAGUCGAACCUUUCGAUCAACCGUACCGCAACCAACAACAACAACACGGACGGUGGUGGACCAGUUUGCGGCGAGAACCAGGUGUCCUCACCCGAGGUGUCGGAGAUCGUUUCACUGGAGAACAUCAAAAAUAAUGCGCUCAAUAAUUCGACCAACUUUUUAAAUGAAGACCGCCAGAAAGUGCUGCUACUAAAAAUUAACAAUGAAGAUCAAUCGAACGGACAAGAUCAUUGUAUGCCAAGCUUGCUCAGUCCUCCGUCAGCAGGUAGACGAAGAUCGUCCGUUAUGUUUAACGAAUAUGUAGUGCUUCAUACACCUCCAACCAUUACAGAACCACCGCAAGAUAAGAAUGUGUACUGUGUGGAGAAAAUGACACAAGCGGGUGAUGGGAGCAUCUGGCAGGUAAACUUGCCUCACUCACUGCAAACGGUCAAUACCGUGUUCAACGAGUAUUCGGACCUCUGUCUUACGGACGCCAUGACAUGCCAGGAGCUACUGGCGUUCUCCGUAGCCUUUUCUGCGGCACUUCCGACGGGCCAGACCACGCUAGAAUCAUUCUACACCUCGCUGAAACGCUCGAGAGGGAACGAAUCGACACGAUUUCUCACGAGUCAACCUGCAGUGACCAACCAGGCAAACCUUCCACUGCCGGAGAUCGAACGGCUCAGCAGUAAGUCCAGCAACGAACCAUCGCGCAGUGGCUUCGAACCGAUGACGGGCAUCAACAAUAUCAACAUGGAUGAGUUUGCCUGCUGUUACGAGUUCUACCAAAACCAAGGACUGGACGAGGACAAGUCACCGAAACGAUCCAAGUGCGUGCGCGUCCUGAUAGCCUUGUGGCGUUGUUUUCGAAAGUGCUGCCAUGUAACGCGGUUCGUCGUCAAAAAGUUGGUCGACCACAAGUACUUCCAGCAGGGCAUACUACUGGCCAUCCUCAUCAACACGCUCUCGAUGGGAAUCGAGUACCACGAUCAGCCGGCCGAACUGACGGCAAUAGUCGAAACGAGCAAUAUCGUGUUCUCGGCCAUCUUCGCCGUCGAGAUGGUGCUCAAGGUAAUCGCCGAAGGACCAUUCCGCUACGUCGCUAACGGCUUCAACGUGUUCGAUGGAGUGAUCGUGAUUCUUAGUAUCGUCGAAUUGGCUCAAGCGUACCUCGGCGAAGGUCAAGGCAACUCGGGCCUAAGUGUCCUGCGAACGUUCCGCUUGCUGCGGAUCCUGAAACUCGUUCGAUUUAUGCCCAACUUGCGCCGCCAGCUGUUUGUCAUGCUGCGCACUAUGGACAAUGUUGCCAUCUUCUUUAGCCUUCUGAUACUCUUCAUUUUUAUAUUCAGCAUUCUUGGCAUGUACCUUUUUGGAGGUAAGUUCUGUAAGUUUGUCGAAGAAAGCGGGAAAGAGAGGGAAUGUACUUGUCCAGAAAUUGUCUCCAAGCAUCCGCAAUGUGAAUGUGACAGAAAACAUUUCAACAAUAUCCUCUGGGCCACUGUGACCGUCUUCCAAAUCCUUACGCAGGAAGACUGGAACGUGGUGCUUUUUAAUGGCAUGGAGAAAACGAGCCACUGGGCCGCCCUUUACUUUGUCACGCUGAUGACCUUUGGCAACUAUGUCCUGUUUAACUUGCUGGUGGCUAUCCUCGUCGAAGGUUUCAGCUCAGAGCGAAACGAAAGAAGAGAGCGUGAACAGAGGGAGCUGGUGAAAGCUAAGCUGAACGCGGAAGCCCUUGCUCAGGAGCAGAGCAUGGAGGUAUAUGACGAUCAGAGGAGUUAUUCUGAAUCGUCCACAACCGAUAGCUACAAUGGUUCCCGAGGAAAAUGGUACAGCGUCGAAGAACUCAGCAAGGUGAAAAAUAUUGACAUCAAGUGCAACAUUCAAAAGCAACGACUACUCCAACCGAACUAUGAAGAUCCCAAGAAUGUGGCACAGAAGAACAAGAAGGAAAAGGAUGUCUCGAAACCGGAACCUCACGCAAACAAGAAAAUUAAAGCAAAGAAAACGGAAUCCUUGAAAUUGUACAACAUUCAAGUGCAGGAGCCACCGAUCAUUACCACAACUGCCGCCACGCCGCAAGAUUCCCCGAAUGGUACGAUGGAAUCAGGUACCAGCUUUAAGGACUGGGAUCAGGCCGAUUUCGAGCGAUAUGAACGAGAAAACUCGUCUCUGCUAAAGCCACCCUCUAUACUUGGUUCACUGAAAGCAUUGGACGAUCGUUCGUUCUUCGAGGGUACGCCAGUAUUGAACGAGAUGCGCAAGAAGCACGACAAGAAUCAUACAACAGCGUCCGACAGUCGUUUGGCGGAGGAAAAGCAAGCCAAAACACAGAAGCUUGAAAAGGCCAGCACGGAAUCGGCAGGUGUGAUGAGAACCAAAGAUGACGCGAGUAGCGGCGGUACACUCGCCGGUGCUACUAGUACUGGACUUCUGCGACAAGCAUCAACAGAGGAGAGCAUGCUGAACAACGGAAAGAUACUUUCCCAACCGAAGGGUUUAUCCGAUCGACGCACCCACGAUCCGCUGUUGGAGAAAAGCAAUCGCAUUCAGAACGAUACGCAGGGAUCGAAGCAGGCGAAUCACCGCCGCCGAAGUUCAGUGAGGCGGUCAUCUUCGGUUAAAGUGGAUAGUGGAGCGAGUAGUAUUGCCAGCAACCUGAGCAGUACGUCGCACCCACGCUGUUACUACAACAACGGCAGCACCAAGUACUACUUUGAUCGCAAAAAUUCCCUCCGACUCUGCGACAUCCGUACGCCCAACAAUCGACGCCGGAUGUCCUCCUUUGAGCAGGCCUACCACAAGCAAUCGCCAAUGAGUAGCAUCCGCAAUCUAGAGAUCAAACAGCUGCAGGACGAAAUGAUCAAAGGCAAGCUGGAGAAGUCCUCGAACGCUUUCAAGAUUGCAGGCAACAGUACCGAUCUGCCGGAUGGAAUGUCGCGGAACGGUAGCUGUACACCGAAGAAAAAGGGAAAAGGAAGAUUGAAGCAAUUCUUCCGAAUGGUUACUCCGCACAAUUUUGUGGAUGAUCACGAGACGUACACGUUGUACAUCUUUCCCGAGCAUAACAGAUUCCGCCAGAUUUGUACCUGGUUCGUGAACCAAAAGUGGUUCGAUAACGUUAUCCUGCUGUUCAUCGCCCUUAACUGCAUUACGUUGGCUAUGGAACGACCCAACAUUCCUCCAAACUGCACCGAACGCUACUUUCUCUCCACUGCCAACUACGUGUUCACAGUCGUGUUUGCGGUGGAAAUGUUUAUCAAGGUGGUCUCGGCGGGAUUGUUUUACGGCCAGGAUGCGUACUUCACAUCCGGUUGGAACAUCAUGGACGGCUCGCUGGUUAUCAUCUCGAUUGUGGACCUUCUUAUGUCGUUGAUAAGCGAAUCGAGUCCGCGAAUCUUCGGUAUUUUGCGAGUGUUCCGGUUGCUGCGUUCACUAAGACCGCUGCGGGUUAUUAAUCGCGCACCGGGUCUUAAGCUGGUGGUCCAGACGUUGCUUUCUUCGCUACGUCCCAUCGGUAACAUUGUGUUGAUUUGUUGUACCUUUUUCAUCAUUUUUGGUAUACUUGGAGUGCAGCUUUUCAAAGGUACAUUCUACUACUGCGAGGGUGAAAACAUUAAGGGGGUGAAGAAUAAGAAAGAAUGCUUGGACAUCGAAGGGAACGUUUGGAUCAACCGAAAGUACAACUUUGACGAUCUGGGCAAGGCGCUUAUGUCUCUGUUUGUGCUUUCUUCGCGCGACGGUUGGGUGAACAUUAUGUACACCGGAUUGGAUGCAGUCGGCGUUGAUCAGCAGCCUAUUGUCAACUACAACGAGUGGCGGUUGCUGUACUUCAUCGCCUUCAUACUGCUAGUCGGAUUCUUCGUUCUGAACAUGUUCGUUGGUGUCGUGGUGGAAAACUUCCAUCGUUGUCGUGAGGAACAGGAGAAGGAAGAGAAAAUCCGUCGAGCCGCUAAGCGAGCUUUGCAGAUGGAGAAGAAGCGCAAAAGAAUGCAUGAACCGCCUUACUACACCAACUACUCGCCGAUGCGGCUGUUCGUUCACAAUGUCGUCACCUCCAAGUACUUCGAUCUGGCGAUUGCAGCCGUCAUCGGUUUGAACGUAGUGACGAUGGCCAUGGAGUACUACAUGAUGCCGCUAGCACUGGAGUAUGCGCUAAAGAUCUUCAACUACUUCUUCACGGCCGUGUUCAUCCUGGAAGCGGCCAUGAAGCUGCUUGCACUUGGUGCAAAAAUCUAUCUCAAGGACCGCUGGAAUCAGCUAGACGUAGCGAUCGUCAUAUUGUCAAUCGUGGGCAUCGUGCUGGAGGAGCUGGAAACCAACAUAAUCCCGAUCAAUCCGACCAUCAUUCGCGUCAUGCGCGUGCUGCGGAUCGCUCGCGUUCUAAAGCUGCUGAAGAUGGCCAAGGGUAUUCGUGCUCUCCUGGACACAGUAAUGCAGGCAUUGCCCCAGGUCGGAAAUCUGGGCUUGCUGUUUUUCCUGCUGUUCUUUAUCUUUGCUGCCCUGGGCGUGGAGCUGUUCGGACGGCUCGAAUGCUCAGAGGAGGUACCAUGUCAGGGUUUGGGAGAGCAUGCACACUUUGCCAACUUCGGUAUGGCCUUCUUGACGCUGUUCCGUGUGGCCACCGGUGACAACUGGAACGGCAUCAUGAAGGACACGCUGCGGGACGACUGCGACGAUGCGGCGGAUUGCGUGAAAAACUGCUGCGUCAGCACGAUCAUUGCGCCGAUCUUUUUCGUCAUCUUUGUGCUGAUGGCACAAUUCGUGUUGGUGAAUGUGGUUGUGGCCGUGCUGAUGAAGCAUCUGGAAGAAAGCCAUAAGCAGAUGGAAGAUGAGCUGGAUAUUGACACGGAGCUGGAACGCGAGUUCGAAAGAGAGCAAGAGUUUGAGGAGGAACAGGCGCUUUGCAUGCAGCUGAACGACGAUAAUAAGCAAGUUCACAAACGUCCACUAACCAAAGUUUCUUCCUUGCCUUCGAACUUCACGUACAGCACUCCGAUCCUGGAGAAGAAGAGCAAUAUUCAGCGUCGUCAGACCAUACAAUAUUUCAACCAGAAUCUAGGCCUCUCGGUUUUCAACUCAUACACCAAUAACAAUUCGUAUGACGAAACGGCCGAAAAUAACAUCAACACUGAGGGGGAAGAGGCGGAAGACGAAACGAAAGCGAAGGCUGAGGGGGCAGCCGAAGCGGCCAAGGGGGCGGACGGAUUGAACUCCGUCAAGGAGUACAACUCGAAAAAUGUUAACAAGAAGAUACUGAUCAACAAGACGAAUCUUUUUAGCAAGUCCUGCGACGGUCGGCCUCAGUCCGACGGCAAGCGCAAGGGUGCGAAGGACGAAUGCUUCAACAUAACGAUACCGGUCGCGGCCGGUGUUAAGGGGGAUGUGGUAAAAGGGGCUCAGGAAGCCGGCGGGUUGCUGGGGUCGGCAUCGCAACCGGUGGAUGGGGACGCGGUCGAAUCCCAAAGCUCGACAAUCACUUCGUCAAGUAGAUCGCGCCCGCAGGCAGCAAAUAAACUCGAAUCACGUCAAUUUAAUUCAGAAUUUGACCCGGCAAGGCACCAAAAAUCUGCCCAAGAUGCGAGUAGCGACGGCACGCUAUCUGCCGAUGGUGGCCUUGCAGUGCCCGUGGGCACCGGUGGCUCGGCCAGCAUCGGCAAUAGUUCCGGUGGUGCCGCCGGUGCGAACAGUAGCGGCACCGUUUCGAGCAAAUCGUUCCUCUCGGUUCCUAAGCUGCAGCCAAAGAGCAGAUCCGGCAGUACGAAGCAGCUAUUCAAGCAGUCGGCCCUGGACGAGGACGGCGAAACGAAUGAUGAAAGCUCACUGCUGCUUCCGGCUGACGCCGUCGAUAACGGCGGAUGCAGCCCGGUCAGUCACUCCGGUCCUGGUGUUGCUCUUUUGAAUCUGCCGGGAGCCGAGGGAAGCAAUUUAGGAUCCGAGUCGGUGAAGAAUUCGGAAUCGUGCGAGAUUAUUCGCAUCAUUUCAGAGCGGCGCAAGAUCUAAAAAAAGAGAAAACUAGCCGUCAAUAGCCACCGCACAAAAAAUGGCGCUUUGUUUUUUGGGGCUAAGAGGCCGCGUGUCCGCUACUUCUCUCAGCAAAAAAAAUAAUUACAUUCGUAGGUUCGUUAUCAAAACGGUCAAACUGUUCAUUAUGUGAAGUAUUAUACCUGUCUUUAGAUAGUGAUUUUAUGCAAACAGUGCCAACUCGGGCCAAGCAAGUUGGGCCUCGAUAAGAUGGAUGCGUAUGCGAGUAGGUUUAGUAAGGGAUUCUCACUUUUUUUGUUUUAUCUUCCUGUUUCAUAGAAAAAGAAACCCAAAAUUUAAACAAUAUUUAUAUUGUACACUCGUGGUGCAAUACCACACGCAAUUUCGUUGAGCAAUUACCAAAUCUACCAAGUGAACAAAAACAUGGAUCAAAAAGGACAAUCUUAGAAGUAUCGCCUUUAUAGAGAGAAUUUAGAGGGAAGCAGAACUAUGAAGUUUUGUAUUCAUAUUGAAUUGAUGGUGUUUUAGGUCUGACUCUAGUUAUCCUCAAGCGUAACAGGUGUAAUCAUGUUAGUUUCGUAGUAGAAAACUUCGAUUUAUCUAUUACAAUUGUUCCAAGUAAUAAAAAUAGUAUACGUAAGAGU